Messenger RNA from Ipomoea triloba (trilobed morning glory), 1859 nucleotides. RefSeq names its product protein AUXIN RESPONSE 4. Gene Ontology annotation, molecular function: hydrolase activity. NCBI's taxonomy places the organism in Eukaryota, Viridiplantae, Streptophyta, Magnoliopsida, Solanales, Convolvulaceae. The record is from RefSeq and is a predicted model, not a curated record. The coding region runs from base 123 to 1577 and encodes 484 amino acids. Gene Ontology annotation, biological process: auxin polar transport. The transcript is spliced from 2 exons. Gene Ontology annotation, cellular component: mitochondrion; endoplasmic reticulum.
UUUUUCAAGUGCAGGCCUUCAUCCCAGGAAUCAUUAUAGUAUUAUACCCGUUGCGAGUCUCCUUCACCUCUAGUCUUGAUCAGAGCUCAUGCCAAUACACUCGAGCAAUCAUCACUACUACAAUGGCGAUCAUAACUGAAGAACCAGAUCCACCCACCCCACCACCUAAACGCCGCACUUCACCACCCCCUAAACCCCGCACUCCUCCACCUCCAUCUACCCGGACCUCCCCCACCACCAAGAAUACAGCCAAUCCAUUUCAAUUCUGGUUCUAUUUCACCGUUCUAGUCUCUCUCGUCACUCUGUUCUUCAUCUUUCUCUCCUCUUUCUCUCCAAAAGACCCCAAGGCCUGGUUCCUCAGCCUGCCUCCCAAUCUGCGCCGCCACUAUUCAAAUGGCCGCACCAUCAAGGUCCAGACUGCGCCCAAUCAUCCCCAAGUUGAAGUCUUUUCGAUCCAAGAAGGGCCCAUUAAGUCAUCAGACCAUGUUCUCAUCGUCCAUGGGCUUGGGUGUAGCACUUUUGCCUUUCAGAAAAUUGUUAAGUCGUUAGGUCAGAAAGGGGUUCAUGCCGUUGCGAUCGAUCUGCCCGGUUCGGGAUUUUCAGAUAAGUCUGUGGUUGUGGAGGAAGAGAGUGGGGAUGGAGGGGGGGUAGUGAGCCUUUGGGAUGUGUACAAUGAGAUUAGGGAAAAGGGCCUGUUUUGGGGGUUUGAUCAGCUGGUUGAGAAGGGGUAUGUGAACUAUGAGGAAAGUGAAGUUCCAAAAAAGAAGAGAGUUAAGGCCAUAGAGUUGGAUCCUGAAGAGAUGGGAAGGGUGUUGGGGCAAGUGAUUGAAGCAAUGGGAUUGGCACCUGUGGAUUUGGUACUCCAUGAUUCAGCUUUGAGUUUGAGUGCCAAUUGGGUUUCCGAGAACCCGGGAAUCUUAAGGAGUGUCACCAUUCUUGAUAGUGAACCAAUUGCAACAGCAUUGCCAUUGUGGGCUUUAGGAGUGCCAGUAAUCAGGGAGGCUGUUUUGCAUUCUGGAUUCUUGUUCAAGAGACUCCUCGAAAAGUAUUGUUGUGAAUCAGUGAGUAAGUCAGAUGCUGAGGCACAUAGGAUUCUUUUGGCAGGAAGGGACGGCAGGAGAGCCGUUGUUGGGAUGGGGAAGAGGCUAAAUUAUAGUCUCGAUUUGGCCGAAUGGAGUGCUUCUGAUGGGGUCAAGGCACUGCCAAUGCAAGUAAUUUGGUCUACUGGCUUGUCAAAAGAAUGGAGUGAAAAUGGGCAGCGUGUUGCUGCUUCACUUCCCCGGGCAAAAUUUGUAACUCAUUCUGGUGGAAGGUGGCCCCAGGAACACAGUGCUGACGAGAUAGCUGAAAGCAUUUACCAUUUCGUUUCCCCCUUACCCAAAUCCAUUAAACAGUCCGAGGAAGAACAGGUACCUGAGCAUAUUCAAAAGAUGUUGAACGAAGCACAAAACUCUGGUCAUGACCAUCACCACCACCACCACGGUCAUGGCCACGAGCACCACGAUGGCCAUGGUCAUGGUAACGCCCAUGCUGGAUAUAUGGAUGCCUAUGGGCUUGGACAUGGAUGGGGUAUGUGAUUCGCUUCAACUUAUCGGAAGUAGACUCUGAUUGUUCUUGGAAGCCAAACUAAGACUGAUACCUGAGUACUGAUACUUUUGGUUUUUGCUCUUUUUAUGACCACUUGUUGUACAAGAACUGUGAUUUUGCUUGAAAAGUGAAGGUCUAUAGCAGACUGGGAGAGAGGAUUGUAGUUGGUGUUUUGAGUUCUUGAGGUCACUCUGAUAGUCUGAUUAUUGUGAGGUGCCUAACAAUUAUUUUCUUUUCCCAUUAACAUAAAUGAUUGCUUGGAUUUGAACCUC